GUGGGGGGGGGUCUCCACUCUCUGCUCUCUCUCUCUCUCUCUGUAGCUUCCCAUGAGUUCCCCAAGCGAUCGCGCAGAAGAGAAGCUGGAGACUGUUAUCCAGAAACUAGAAGACACUGUCCUAAACCCAGAGGUAAGUGUAGAGGACAAGAGCCUGACUCUCCGUGGAGAAGGAGAAGGUGGCACACCGACUCCAGUACCGGCCCGAAUUCGGCAAAUUGUUACCAGGAAUCUAACAGAGGAAAGAAGAGAAGUGCCACAGGACAUGAGUUCCCUGGUGAGUCUUCGAGAAGAGAAUCGUAUGUUGCAGGAGGAACUGUCCCGCAUGGAGGACCUGUUGGCACAGAGCCACGCUGAGCGAGACGAGCUUGCUAUCAAGCAGUGUGCUGUCAGUGAACGGUUGGAGAAGAUAUUGAAGCUUGAAGUCUCUGAGAGGGAGCAAGAGGCAUCCGAAACGAAGACUGUGUCAGAUGUCCGGCGUCAGUUUGAGGAUGAAGAGAGAGUGUAUAAGAGAAAGCUUCAGGCCUAUCAAGAUGGGCAGCAAAGGCAGGCUCAACUUGUACAGAAACUCCAAGCCAAGGUUCUGCAGUACAAGAAACGUUGUGGUGAGCUGGAACAGCAGAUCCUUGAAAAAACCUCCGAGUCAGAACAGUUCAAACUCUCAUUACAGACGCGCUUGGAGACAACAGAGUCUCGCCUGAGGAGAACAGAACAUGAGCAUAACACUGACCUGGAGAAUGCCCUCAUUCGCCUGGAGGAGGAACAACAGAGGAGUAGCAGUCUGACUCAGGUCAACGCCAUGCUCCGUGAGCAACUCGACCAGGCUAACUCGGCCAAUCAGAGACUCAGUGAGGAUGUCCACAAAGUGACGACUGAGUAUGCCAAAGCUCGGGACGAACUGGAGCAGAGAGAAAUGAAGUGGCGUCGGGAGCAAGAGGCGUACAGCUCACAUCUCUGUAAUGAACACAGUCGGCUGCUGGUGCUAUGGCGUCAGGUGGCUGUGAUCCGCAGUGAUUUCACUGAGCUGAGAAGUGAGACUGAAAGGGGUCUUGUUGAGGUUAAGGGGACUGUCUCUAGGACGAUGCGUCGCAUGCAGACUGCCUGCCUGAACCUGGACUCAAACCUGCGACUGUCUCAGACAAGUGCCACGUCUACACUGGAGAAACAAACGGCUCAGAGAGUACAUGUUGAACAGCAGCUCCGGGAGAAGGUCAAAGAGAUGAUUCAGCUGCAGUGCAAGUGCGAUACGGAAAAGGCUGAGCUCCAUUCAAGGAUCGAUGAGCUGUCUGCUGCAGUGGAGAGACUGAGGGUGCAGAAUGCUGAGAAGGAGAGGAACAUUGCUGUACUGAACCACACACUGGAGAAGCUGGAGUCCAGCAAACUUGAAAGUACAAGUGAAUCCUCAGCAGCCGAAGGACUCAGGACUGAGGUGGAAACCCUCUACCAGGCCUUGCACAAUAUUGCUCAGGUUGUUCUGGCCGACGCGGAGUCUGCAGGCAAUCUUUCUGGGGAAGCAAGUGGUGAUGGAAACGAGAGCAGCUCUGGAAGACUGGGCUCGCCCCUGCUGUCGGGGUCCCCUCUCCUACGCACACCUUCCCCCCACAGACGCCCCUCACCCACUCGCACCCGGUCACCUCUGCGCAGCAUGUCUCCCUCUUUCAGUGAUUCCACACUUUCCGCCGUGCAGUCGGCUCUCCAGAAACGAUGGCUCCAAGUACAGGAGUUCCGAGUGAAACUUGAGGCUAUUCAGGAUGUGGCCAGCUCACUGAGGAAGCAGCUGGGAGACAGUGAGAGCGAACGAAGACUCCAGGAGCAGAAGAUACUGAAUCUGAAGGAGGAAGCUGAGGAUUCAAAGCGAGCCAAGGAAGAUGCUAAAAGGGAUGCUCUCCGCUACAAAUCCUCGCUGGAAAUCAUUGGAAGUGAGAAGGGUAACUUGGAGAAGCUGGCACACUCUCUAAACCAGCAGAUUGAUAACCUGCAGCAGGACGUGGAACAUCUGAAAGCUAUGAAUGGAGACCUCCAGAGGCAGCACCAACAUUUGGAAGAUGAGAAGGAGGAAGUGAACAAAGACAAAGAGCGAGCCAAGAAAGAAAUUGAAAGAAGGCAGAAGGCUUUAGAAAUGAUGGAAAUGGAGAACUCUGCCCUGAAGAAGGAAUUGGUUGGGUUGAAAGAAACCUUGAACAAAGCCACACUGGAGAAGGAAGUGCUGGAGAGUGAGAAAGCAGGCUUGACUGAGGCUCUCACCAAGGUGGAGUUGGCCAGUGCAGACCUGGAGCUGUCACUAAACAAAUUGAAGAGUGAGGAGGAGGGCCUACAGGAUUCCCUCAGCAAGAUGAGCGCGCUCAACGAAGGCUUAGCUCAGGAUAAGGUGGAGCUGAACCGUGCCAUCCUCCAGAUGGAAGCUGAAAAAUCAGCACUGCAAGGACAGAAGAAAGAGGUCGAACAGGAGAAGGCCAAAAUACGGGUAGUGUUGACCCGCGUGGAACAGGAGAAGAUGGACCUCGACACAGAAAAACAUGGUUUGGACCAGUCUCUGCAGAUUGUGGAAGAGAGCCGGGAGAAGCUGGAGCAGGAUCUGCUGAUACUACGCAGAGAGAAAGCCCAGCUUCAGGAUCAACUCGCACAGGUGAAUCGCCAGAAACAGACUAUGAGUGAGCAGUUGGUGCAGAUCCAGCGGGAAGUGGAGAUUCAGAGCGAGGGGAUGCUUCGAGCCAGCAAGGAGAAGGAGGAGCUGAUAAAGGAUAAGGCCAACCUAGUGGUGCAGCUAACCUCUGCCGAGAGGGAGAGUAAAGCCCUGGCUGAGGAGGGGGCAGCUCUUAGGGCAGAUAAGGAAGCUUUGGAAACUAGCCUGUUUGAAGCUCAGCAUCUCAUCACGCAGUUGGAGACUCGUAAGGAACAACUAGAAGGAGAGAACCAGACCAUUCUACUUGCUAAGGAGUCCCUUCUAGUGGAGGUUGACCACAUGCGAAAGGAGAUGGAGUUGCAACUAGGAACCGCUGAAAGAGACAAAGAGUUGUUGAAGCAGAAAUUGGGGCAGGUGGAGCACGAGUCACAGAUGGCCCUGAGAACAGAGCAGCGAGCUCACGAGGAGGACCUUGAACACCUGCAGAAAGAAAAGGAACAUCUGCGCCAGGAGCUGACGGCAGAGAAGGAUGAGAUGAUCCAUCGCCUGCAGCAGGAGCGGGAGGAAUUGGCCACCCGUUUCGAAGUGGAGAAAGAAGAAAUGAAUGAGCAAAUCCUCAACCUUCAGCAGGACCGGGAUGAGAGUCUGAUUCAGGCAGAGAGCAACAAACAGCAGGCCUUGUCUUUCAAAGAGUCAGAAAAAAAUAUCCUGGCUGAAAAGCUCAGCCACAUCCAACGGGAGUUCAGCAAUUCUAACAUGGAGAUUGAUCGCCUGAAACGAGAGUCUUUUAGCCGACAGGAACAGGAUAGGAAUAUCAUUAACAGCAUCAAUGCUGAAUUCAAGACCUUCCGAGGCCAGUUUGAGGAAUCGGUGACCAUCCAUGAGAGAGAAAUUAAGAGCCUCAAUGAGCAGCUUAAAGUCUUGGCCCGUCAGAGAGAAGUGGCCCUCAGAGAGGUGGAAGAGUUAAAGACCCAGCUUCGUAUGGCAGAGGAUGCUCGCGAUGGAACCCGCCGGGACCUCACUGAAGCUCACAGGAUGGUCCGAGAGAUUGAGGAGGCUCAGGAGGUGCAACGGAAAGAGAACCUGGAGCUCAAGCGUGUUCUAAACGAUGAAAUCCGGGAGAAGGAAGCUAUUCAGAAUUUCAACGAAGAGCUCAGGAACAGCAUUAAAAAGAUUGAGAGUGAGAGAAUCAGCUUAAAGAGGACGAAUGAAGAGAAGGAUCAGAAGAUCAGCAUCCUGGAUGAAGCUAAGGGUGCAGUUCAGAAAGAGGCAGGUGACCUGCGUGCAAAUCUCAGAGAGGUGGAAAAAUCCAGGUUGGAGGCUAGGAGAGAGCUGCAGGAUGUUCGACGACAGGUGAAGAUGUUGGACAGCGAGAACAAUAAGAAGAGCAAGGAGUUGGUGGAGCUGCAGGCCCACAUGGCACUGGAGAAGCAGCGCGAGGAGGAGAACAGGAGGGAAUCCUUCAGCCUCAAACAAAAAAUCGUGGAGGCUGAGGCCAGCCGGGAAUUGGCUCGCAAAGAGAUUACAAGUCUUCAGAGGAAGCUGUCAGACAUGGACAGUGAGCUGCGAGCACGGGAGAAGGAACUGGCUGACCAAUUAGAGGAUUGGCAAGCCAAGGAGAAGAAACUCCUGGGCACCAGCCACAGUGCAGAAGCGAAGCUGCACCAGGCCAGGGAAGAGACAGAUGAGGUGAAGCUGAAGCUCAGUGCUGCUGAUGGACGCAUAAUUGGACUCGAGGAGAAAUUAGCCAGAGUGGAGGGUGCCAAGAGGGAGACUGAGGUCAAACUAGGUAGCCUGUACUCUGCUCUACGCAGGACGCUGGGAAUCACCCGCAUUGGACGAACUCAGAGCCCAGGAUUGUCCCGCCGCAGUCCAUCUCCAAGAAGACCUCGCUCUCCCACUAAAGGUUUUGACAACACUUUCACCACAACCACAGAUGGCCGUGGCAGCCCAAUCCCACUCACCGGAUCUCCUGACAGAAGUCGCUCAAGAUCUCCUUACCGUCCCAGCUCACCUUCCCGCGGGGAGCAGAGCGUGGCAGAUAUUGACCCAGACGUUGUACGAGCUGCGCUUCGAGACUUCCUGCAGGAGCUUCAUGACGCACAGAGGGACAGGGAUGAAGUUCAUAUUCAGGGCGUGAACCUGGCACGACAGCUGGCAGAGACUGAGGCAGACCGUGACCGGACCAACACUCGGAUACAGCAACUCCAGAAAUCCUUAGCUGAGACAGAGGAAGGUAAGCGUGGGGUGGAUGGACGGCUCAAUAAUGCCCAAACUGCACUCAUGCUGCAAGAAGAAACAAUAAGACGAGGAGAGAGAGACCGGAAGGCCCUGGUUGAACAGAUGACUGCAUUGGAACGCAGCUUACAAACAUCAGAAAGUGAGAAGAGAGCCCAUCAGGAGAAGAUGAAUAAGAUGAAGGCCAAUGAAGCCAAGCUGGAGGCAGACAAGAGGAAGUUGAAGGAAGUCCUGGAAGUAUCUGAGACCCGAGUGACCAAGCUCGAGCUGCUACGCCGCUCUCUGGAGGGAGAGCUGCAGCGGGUGCAGUUGACGAUGAACGACCGUGAGACUGAGAUCUGUAUCCUGCAGGACCGAACUGAGACACUCCAGCGGCAAGUGGCAGACACAGAGACGAAGGCCACCUCCCUCCAGUUGACCAUUGACCGUCUGUCUGCAGCCCUGGCCAAGACCGAGGAAGCUGAGAGCCAGCUGAAGGACAAGGUGCAGAUUCUGUCGCUGUCCCUCUCAGACACAACCUCCAGUGCCUCUGUGCUCCAGGAACAGAUUUCACCAUUGCAGAAAGCCUUAAAGUCCAGCGAGCAGGACAGACGAGUGUUGCAGGAGCGCCUGGACUCACUGCGCCAGGGUCUCUCAGACACCAAAAAGCAAAAUCAUUCCUUGGUGGAGCGUGUGCAACUCUUGCAGAAUGAUCAGGCAAAUCUGGAGCUGCGCCAAAUGGAGUUGGAGGGAAAGAAUCGACAGCUACAGGAACUGUUACAUCAACGGCAAGAGAGUCAGGCGGAGGCCGUGAAACACGUAGAGAAGCUUCAACAAGAAAAGUACAUUUUCCAGGAGCGAGUGACUGGUUUACAGAGAGCUAUCGCUCAGCUGGAGAAUGAAAAACGGGAGUUUGAGCGCUCAAGAAGCCGUCUUGAAAAGGACAAAUCUGCUCUAAAGAAAACAUUAGAUAAGGUUGAACGGGAGAGGCUAAAGUCAGAGGAAGAUGCUGUGCGGCUUUGUGCUGAGAAGGGACAGCUCGACCAGUCACUCAAUGGUGUGGAGAUGGAUCUGGCAGAAACACAAAGACUGAUUCAGCAGCUACAGGCUCAGACAGCUAAUAUGGAACGGAGCCACUCACAGAACUUGAUCGAGCUAACGGCUCGCCAUCGUCAGGAGCUCGAGAUGGAAACAGAUCGACUUCAGAGCUCUCAGCUACAGGCAGAGAGAAUGCUGGAGGCCAGAGAGUGGGCCCACAGGCAGCGGGUGAAGGGACUGGAAGAACAGGUGUCCACUUUGAAGGAACAGCUGGAUCAGGAGAUGAGGAGAAGACAGGCCUAUAUUUCUCAGAUCCUUCGGUCAGGCAAAUAACCUGGGCUGUAAUACAUGCUUCAAGCUGUGCCGAUAGAGGUGACGGCUUCAUGCUGGUGACCACUUAUGGACUCUGAAAGCAGAGCACACCCAAUGUAGGCAUCUGGAAUAGUUUUCUCAAAUGUGUGUCUCAUGUGUUGGGGUUUCAUUACUCAAAGGUUGCAAGGAAAAGCGUCUUCUUCAUUGGCAUCAAAAGGGUCAUUACAGUAUUGAUUGUAAGGUAGGAAUAAUUCUUGGAUAGAAUUUUAUUCCGUGCGAGCAAUCACUAAUUUAACUUUAGCAAUCCUUUGUAGAAGGAGAGGGGGGAGUUUCAAAGCAAGCGUGAUUGUUCAUAAAUAUCCACUGAAAAGUCCAGUUCGGUCUAUUACUAAAUGAGGUAUUUGUAUGCUGAUAUUGGGGAUCAACUUUCAAAUACUAAGUCCUGUAGAAUAAGGUUUCAUAUACAUCUAAUUGCAUUGCAGUGCUGCUUAAGGUCACUGGAUUCUGCUUAAGCUUACUGGAUUCUUUGGAAUUCUGGAGUGGCAACCUUACAUUUAAUAAUUUAAUACUGUUACAUUUAAUAAUGAAAAGGUUUUGUCUAAGAAAUGACUAUUCCUCUGAAAGAAGCAAUUUGUUUCCUCUGCAUAGAUGACAAAACUUGGUUUUCUUUUUCAAACCUUUUAAUUUUUACUUAUUUUUCAUUUUGUGAUGGCAUAAAUAAAGAUCUCAUUAAAAACACAAAUGAAAUCGCUGCAGGAACACUUGCUGUCCAUCAAAAGGGGAGAUUGGACAAGACUUCCUGGCACAUCAUCAUUUGGGGUUUCAAGCCUAUGAAAUUGCAUUUGUGUGAAGUAGUUUAUUUUAAUGUUAAUCAUGCGAGCCAAUGUGAAGCCUUAUGUAUAAAUCUCAUUUUAUAAAAGUAUUUACUAUAUUUAGAAUAUUUUAACUCCGUUAAUGUUUCAGGUAUGGGGAGUAUUGAUGAUAUUACUACCUUUCCAGGUCAAAUUAACCACUCAACUACCCAGGUGGCCUACAUUUGUUAACCUGCUUAAUUAACCAUUUAAGAUUAAAAUGAUGCAUUAUUCCUAGUUUCAUGUAAAUCGGUUGGCCCCGUAACACUUCCCAAGUGUAUUGUCUUUCCAUUUUAACUGAGUUUAUUUUUUGUUGUUUUCAUGGUGCUAUUAGGACCCUUCUGGGAAGCAUUCCUUUUGAACAAGCAAUGGCCAGAGGGGUGAUUGACAGGAGUGUGGGAACAGUGUGUGCAAUUGAAGCAACCCAUCUUCUAUGACAAAUGUGUUACCUUGUCUGGAACAGUGGUGCUGGGAGGGAAAUCCCUCGUAUUACAUUCAAAAACAUGCAAGCUCAUGCACAUAUCAUAAACACUAUCAUAAAUGUCUGUCACUCACACACUGAUAGACAUUUAGGCAGUCACUCUACAUACAAUUUUGCAAGCUUCAACCUUUUUAGUACACUCAGAAAUACAGAAUGUUGAUAUGCCCUCUCUCAUGCACAUACACGCACAGUAAUGCUCUCGCUUGAUCCCAGACUUAUCAAAUAAUAAAGUUUUACAUUCUCAGUAACAUGCAAAGAAGCUUAUAAAUUGGCAAGAAGCCUAGUUCUUCAUUUUGCAUAUCAGCUGGAGGAAGGAGUGGCAAUUUACUCAGUUAGCUCAGACCAGGUUCACAGUGAAUAAGCUGGAGGAGAUAGCUGAGGUCAGGUUCAUGGUGAAUGGACUGGGAGGAGAGUGCUGAGAUCCUGAGUCUACCUCUGUCGAUAGUCAUUUGGCUUAUCAGGGAGAAAUCUCUAUAGCUUUGCGUGAAAGAGAGGGAAAGUUCAGAGUGCUGCAUCCACAAUAGAGACUGGAAAACACAACCUGGUGAGGGCUGCAAAGUGACUUGAUGUCUUUUGUUUAAAGGCACCAAAAUAUUUGUGCCUUUAAACAAAAUGAAUACACAAGCGAUUGGAGGGGGAAGGUGCAACAUCAUCAAAACUUGUAUUCAAUGAGUUAGGCGAUUUUUAAGAAUAGGCAAGAUUCUUGUAUGGAGCAGUUUAUUGCACCAUUGGAUGGGAUUUUCCUCCUCCUUGCUGGGAUGUGUUUUUUUUGGUUGCUGCACAAUGUUACAAUGGAUCAAGAUUUAACUGCACAAUAAAUGGCACCUCCAGAUUUAACAGCCAUCAAUGCAGCGUGCACAGGAUCAGACACGGUUACAGCUUUGGCCUAGUUUAACUCUGAGAAUUCAGAGAAUGAAAGGCUCCUUGUUGUCAGGAGGCUGGUGCUUGAAGCCAGGAAUUCUUGCUGCCAGAUUCCCUGCACCUAAGGUUCUUGCUCCUAUUACAAGAACGUGUUGUGUAUGAGAUUUGCAGAUCAGUAUAAUUCAGUAACAAGUUAACUGUCAGCACUAACCUCAGAUUAACGUGGGAGAGCCUGUGCAGAGAGACACUGGUGAAGGGGAGUGAGAUGGGAUGCAAAUAGUUCCAAGAUUGUAUUUUGAGUGUCACUGCUCUGUACUGCUGAGGCCUUGCUCUGCUGGUGAUCUCUCUCUCUGUAUACAGUGUUGUGAGCCUUGGGGGAUAGAGAGUAAUAUUAAUGAAUCACUGCUCCUUGUUGCUGUGGGUACUCCAUGUACUCAGGAAUUAAACACUGUUUUUGUUGAUAGUUUUUCAUACGCUGUACUGAAAACCACCGAAGAGAUGACUGGGAUUUUCUUGUAUCUAAGAUGAGCCUCAUUAUCAUCAGCGUGCUUUCCCUGAAGUUCUGAUGCAUCCUAGAUUUCUGCAUCAAUAGAAUGGUGGCUCAUCGUGUUUCAGUCACCUUUUCUCUCCCCAUCUUGUUAAGCGCUUUGAGACAUCCCCACAACGUGAAAGGCUCUACAUAAAUGUAAAUUGUAUUGUGAGUGAUCCCAAUAAUAUACAGCAGCAAUGUUUAUAAUGUGGUGCAGGAACUAUAUGCACCCCACUUCCUCAAUACAACAACAAAAUUACAUUUGUUAAGCGCCUUUCACAUCAGGAGGACGUCCCAAUAUAGGCUUUCUGUGCGUCUUUUUUCACAAUGUUUCAGCGUAGGAUGUUGGUCAGGAUGACAUUUACGCUGCAUUCUUUCCCCUUCACCCCCACCCCCCUCUCCUGCAGAAGAAAGGAGGGGGUGUUAAGGAAGCAUGAAAUUAAAAAAAAAAAGUGUUAUGACUACUUGUAUUGCACUGGUCAAUAGUCUGGUCCUCAAUUAGCCUCUGCUCACAACCUGUCCUGCUUGUGAACUAUGGGACACUAAUUGCGGUGGUCAUUGCCUCACUCUUGCCAGUGUGCCUUGUAUUCUGUAUGAAGCUCGUGCCCAUGAAAAUGCAGUGUACAAAUCAUACCCUGCAUCGGAAACUGAUUUUUUUUUAAACCUGUAAUUUCUUGGCUGUGUUGUGAUUAAACCGGAACCAUGGUACUGUCUGAUUUGUUGUCUGUGUCCUAAUAUUGAGACUCUCCUGGAGCCUUACGUCAAUUUGCUGAAUGAAUGCAAGAUGUUAACAAAUCACUGUUUGCAAAAUAAAGAUAACCCACUACGUA
This is a messenger RNA of Callorhinchus milii (elephant shark), 9742 nucleotides long. It is a transcript of the gene crocc2, whose product is annotated as ciliary rootlet coiled-coil, rootletin family member 2. The record is from RefSeq and is a predicted model, not a curated record. Bases 53 to 6211 code for a protein of 2052 amino acids. NCBI's taxonomy places the organism in Eukaryota, Metazoa, Chordata, Chondrichthyes, Chimaeriformes, Callorhinchidae. The transcript has 37 exons.